Messenger RNA from Eublepharis macularius, 6005 nucleotides. It is a transcript of the gene ARAP3, whose product is annotated as ArfGAP with RhoGAP domain, ankyrin repeat and PH domain 3. Gene Ontology annotation, biological process: signal transduction; positive regulation of GTPase activity. The record is from RefSeq and is a predicted model, not a curated record. NCBI's taxonomy places the organism in Eukaryota, Metazoa, Chordata, Lepidosauria, Squamata, Eublepharidae. The transcript is spliced from 33 exons. The coding region runs from base 120 to 5474 and encodes 1784 amino acids. Gene Ontology annotation, molecular function: protein binding; phosphatidylinositol-3,4,5-trisphosphate binding; GTPase activator activity.
UCCGGCGGCGAAGCGCAGCGCCAUGCCCGCGGGGCCCAGCCUGCUGCGGGCGGCAGAGGCGGCGCGGGGGGAAGAGAGAUGGUAGACUGAAAAGGUGCUUCCCUUCCUACCCAGAGGACAUGCGCCCCCAGUUCCGCGUGAACUCGGACAUUGCAGACUGGCUUGCUUCCAUCCACCUGGAGAGGUACCUGAACACCUUCCGGCAGCUCGGCUAUGGCUCAGUGAGAGAUGUGAUCUCUCUGGGUAAAGAGGAUCUGCAGAAGCUCGGCAUCACGGCCACUGGGCACCGCAAAAGGAUUCUGAACCUGGUGCAGCAAACUCAGCUGCUCGCAGGGGGCAAAAACUGCCACAUGGCAGGGGAUGAGCGUCACAAGUUUGGCAAAUGUGCAGAUUCUCUGGAAGGUCCUACACCAAAGAACGGCAUUGGCAGAAGCAAAGACAUCUCAGCAGGAACUGUUUCGGGCCUGGUGAUUGGCCAUGAUCCCGUGGAUCACACCCUUCCUCUGUCUCCAGAUAAGGAUCCAGCUGCUCUGGUGGCUAAGCCGGUACCCAAGCCCAGGACUCUGUUCCCUGGUGCACGGCCAGGCGCCAAGCUGGAGCAGGACUCGGUACCACCAGCACGCACGCCUCUGCCUGCAAGUAAAACCCCUUCUGGCUCUGAAGACGCUCCAAGAAGCCGUGUCGUUGUGGAGGGAUUUGGUCCUGGGCAAAGCACUGCGGACGCCAAGGGAGCCCAGGCUGGGCUGAGCCCUCCAGUCCCCGAGGCCGCCCGGCCACCCCAGAGCGGGCCCAGGGAGAAGAACGCUGGGCCUGCUCGGCAGCUUUUGGCUCCUCUGCACGAACGGAGCCGCAAGGCCAAGCAUGUGCCGGGCGCCUCCUGUGCUUCCACCGUGACCUGUUUUCCCUACACAAUCCAGCCUGCAGGCAGCUGCCCAGCAGAACCCGUUCCAGCGGCUGCCGCUGUGCUGAGAGAGCCGUUGCUGGUCCAAGCUGCUUUUGCCAGAGCGGCCUCCCUGCGGGAAAGGACUGAGUUGGUGCCGGGAGGUCCCUGGGACAGCGCUGAGCUCCGGCCUUCUCCAGCCACCAGUGUGGGGGGGAAGGAGGAUCUGAGGAAUCCGCCCGGCAUACCAUCCCCAGACCGGGCCGUGCAAAAUGGGACUCUCAGCGGGGAGCAGGCGAGUUCCCUGGGGCAACCCUGCCUAGGCCUGCCCCACGUGCCACAGUCGCUUGUCAACAGAACAGACCCUGUUGAGGAACUCAUCAGCCCCUACAGUGAGGGCAUGUUUGGACAUUCAUGGCCUUCCCAGGAACAGGAAUAUGAAGAGUUGCCUGAGUGCAUGCCGAGCCGGGGCGAAGACGGAAGAGGAGGAGGGCCCCUGAACGGAAGCUGCAGCAUAGAAGAAGCAAAACCAGCUGGUAAGAGUGGGGCCAGCCUUCUCCGUCGCACUGCCCCGAAUGAGACCGAGGGCUAUUCUGCAGUGGAGGCCCCCCGGACUGGAGACUCGCCGCUCAGACUCUCCAACCCAUUGCACUUGGAUGAAGCCUUAGACGACUUGACCAUCUCCCCUUACGCCAGCUACACCUCCCUGUCGGAGCGCCCCCCCACCGUGCUCAGUGGCUGGCUGGACAAGCUCUCCCCGCAGGGGAACUAUGUUUUCCAGCGCCGAUUUGUCAGAUUUGACGGGAAAUACCUCAUGUAUUUCAACAACGAGAAGGAGCCCUACCCAAAAGGCCUGAUUCCUCUCUCGGUCAUUGAGAUGGCCCGCUCCACCAAGGACAACAAAUUCCAGGUGGUCACAAGUCACCGGAUCUUUGUCUUCCGUGCGGAAAGUGAAGCCCUGCGGAACGACUGGUGCAGCACCCUGCAGCAGAAAGUGGCUGAGCAGCGCCUGCUUUCUCCCCGGCCUCCCCUCAGUGGUGGCAUGCUGCUCCAGAAAUCGGGCUGCCUGGAGCUCAAGGGCUACAAGUCCAAGGUCUUUGUGGCGCUUAUCCUGUCUGAGAUGUGGCUGUACAAAAGUGAGCAGUUCUUUAAAAUGGGCAUUGCCGUCUGCCUGAUUGAGAUGCAUGGCUCCACCAUUCGAGAGGCGAAAGGCCGCAGCUUUGAGCUCAUCACCCCCCUCAGGAUCUUCAGCUUUGGAGCAGAGUCUGAGCGGGAGAAGCGGGAGUGGAUGGAGGCCUUGCAGAACGCCAUUGCUGAGACGCUCUAUGACUAUGAGGUGGCGGAGAAGAUCUGGUCGAACAAAGCCAACCGCUUCUGUGCCGACUGCCGCACCCUGAACCCUGACUGGGCAUCCGUCAACCUGUGUGUGGUGAUCUGCAAGCAGUGCGCAGGUCAGCACCGGAGCCUGGGCUCCAGCAUUUCUAAGGUGCAGAGCCUGAAGCUGGACACCAGUGUCUGGAGCAAUGAGAUGGUUCAGCUAUUCAUUGUGCUGGGGAACGAGCAGGUGAACAGGUUUUGGGCAGCCCGCCUCCUGCCCUCAGAGGCCUUGUACCCCGAUGCCAGCGCAGAGCAGAGGCGAGAGUUCAUCACCCGCAAGUACCGCUACGGUCUUUACCGCUUGCCACAUCCCCAGUGCAGCAGCCAGGAGCAUGUGUUGCAGGCUCUACGUGCCGCUGUUUCUGGGGCUGGGCUGCUGAAGACGAUGCUGCAGUUCUUUGCAGCCACCACAGAAGGUGAAGCGUAUGAGGCUGUUUCGGAGGCCGGGAGAGGCCAGCAGUGGAGCAGCCCCGGCAGUUUUGGUGUGGAGGAACUGAGCUCAGAAGGGGUCUACAAUGAGGUCACCCAGCCAGUGGUCCAGUGUGGCUACCUGUACAAGGCCCCAGCCAUGACCAAACUUGCAGUUUCCAAGAAAAGCAGAGAGGAAUUUCAGAGGGUCUGGUGCUCCCUGGAGAAGUGCCUUCUCUUCUACGAGAGUGACAAGAGUAUGGAGCCCCUGGGGAAGGUAGAAAUGGAAGAGGUGAUGUCACUGGGUGUCACCAGAGUAUAUGCACUGACCAGUCCUGGCUCCUCAGACAGGUUUUCCUUCACGCUGGAACUGUAUCUGAGCAACGAUCGAGUGCAGCCCCUUGGGGCGGACGGGCCAGACGCGCUGCAGUCCUGGGCCAGUGCCCUUGGCAAGUGGUUUACCCCGCUCUGCUGUCACUGCCUGCUGAGCUACGAGUUCCAGAGGGUGGGCAGGCUGAGCUACAAGUCCAUGCUGAAUCCCAGUCAGUGGCUGCAAGGCUUCUUCGUCCUCCAGAAGUCCCACCUCUUCAUCUGCCCCAAGGAAGAAGAGGGGGCCGCCGAGGACAGCAUCAACUUGCGGCAGCUGCAGGAGCUCAAUGUUGUCCCCCUUGCUGAAGAUCCAGAGAAGAAAGAGAUGCUAGUCCUUGUGGAGAUGGGGCGGACCUUCCAUCUCCAAGGAGUAUCUCGGCUGGACUUCUCUGCGUGGUGCGUGGCUAUCCAGGCCUCGGCGGGGGGCCAAGGGAAUGCCUUGCGGGACCAGCAGCUCAGCCGCAGCGGCAUCCCCAUCAUUGUGAACAGCUGUAUUGCAUUCAUCACCCAGUAUGGGCUGCAACAUGAAGGCAUUUAUCGGAAGAAUGGAGCCAAGUCCCGUAUAAAAGCUCUGAUGGAGGAGUUCCGACGCGAUGCCCGAAACGUCAAGUUGCGCAUCAGUGACAAUUUCAUCGAGGAUGUGACGGAUGUGCUGAAAAGGUUCUUUCGGGAGCUGGAGGAUCCUGUCUUCACCACUCACCUGCACCCCCAGUGGAAAGAAGCUGCAGAAAUUUCCCAGAAGCCCCUGCGACUGGAACAGUACAAGAAGCUGAUAAGCCACUUGCCUCAUGUCAAUCACAGGACUCUGGCUGCUCUGAUUGGCCACCUGUACCGGGUUCAGAAAUGUGCCGACCUCAACCAGAUGACCACAAAGAACCUGGCUCUGCUCUUCGCACCCAGCCUCUUCCAGACUGACGGCAAAGGAGAACACGAGGUCAAGGUGAUGGAAGACCUGAUUGACAACUAUGUCCACAUCUUCAAUCUCUCCCAGGCUGGGGAUCUCAUUCUUGAAGCUUACCUAGAGCAGAAGAACCCUGACUGCUGUGUCACUCUCAAGGUGUCCCCGGUGAUGACAGCAGAAGAGCUGACCAAUCAGGUGCUGGAGAUGCGGAACGUGGCAGCCAGUGUGGACCUCUGGCUGACCUUUGAGGUCUUGGAGAACGGGGAGCUUGAGCGCCCCCUGCAUCCCAAGGAGAAGGUCCUGGAGCAGGCCCUGCAGUGGUGCAAGCUGUCCAAACCUGGCUCUGCCUACUUGCUGGUCAAGAAGGUGCCCAUCAGGGAAGGCAGCUGCCUCUUUACAGGUACCAGGCGUGAAAGCCCCAAAUGCGGGCUGCUGAAAUGUCGUGAGGAUCCGCCCCGGCUUCUGGGGAGCAAGUUUCAGGAACGCUACUUUGUCAUCAAAGACCGCAAGCUGCUUCUGCUCAAGGAGAAACGGAGUGCCAAGCCAGAGCGGGAGUGGUUGCUGGACCGGGCCAAGGUUUACAUGGGUGUGCGGAAGAAGCUGAAGCCGCCCUCACAGUGGAGUUUCACUCUGGCCCUGGAAAAGCAGCAGCUGUAUUUAGCAUGCGCAGGGCCCUCUGAGCUGUGGGACUGGACCACCAGCAUCCUGAAAGCCCAGCACGAUGGCCUGCGCCCCGUGAUUCUGCGUCGACACUCCUCUUCUGACCUGGCGAAGCAGAAGUUUGGCACCAUGCCCCUCAUCCCGCUGCGAGGAGACAGCACCAAUCCCAUCAUGCUGUCCGCUAACCAGACCUUGCGCCGCCUGCAUACGCGAAGGACAUUAUCCAUGUUUUUUCCCAUGAAGAUGCACCAGGACUCUCUGGAGGAGCAGCAGGAGGCAGCUGAGCCGGAGCCCGUCUACGAGGAAGUGGGCAGCUUCCCAGCGGAAGGCUUCCUGGAGCUCAGCCAUCACCUUCUCCCCCCUGUAGACCGGACCAAGAAGCCAGCCCCCUGCCCCGAGCAAGGGCAGCUCAGCUCCCUGCCCCCCUGCCCUGCCCCGAGAGCACCUGGGACGGACCCCGCAAAGGCCCACUCCCUGGAGAGGGGCUUGUGGCUGGAGCCGGAUAAGGCCACCAUGAUCAGCAGGCUCCCCAGGCACAGGGCGAUCCCCAGCGCCCUUGCAGAGAGAACAGCCAAGCCACCCCAGGGGUUGCCUGCCCCCCACAGGGAGCAGGAGAAGUUGCCUGCGCUGCCAGCCCCUCCUGCGGAGACACCGCCUGCCCUGGGCACGCAAGCUGACGGGGCGAGGAAGAAAAACCUCUCUCUCAGUGACAGACUCCCAGAGGGACUGAGCACGGCCAUCUUGCAGAAGAACGAAGGCCAGGCCCCCCUGGCACCGGGACUGCAGGACCUCCCGGCAGCGGCUGAGGACCAAGUCCAGCGGCAAGGAUCUGGCCCCUCUGAACUGGGGACGGGGCUCAGCACUGGUUCGGGCCUGUAAGAAUGGGUUAGGAGGCAUGGGGCGGGGCUCCAGCACUGGCUGCCCCCUGCCACUCUGGACUGGUGGAGAAAGGCAAAUGAGCAGACGGCCCACCCCAUGGCUCUCAGAUGCCCCCCUCCCUCCCUCCCCUGUCCGGCAGAAAUGGAUUAUCGUUCGAAAUCUCGUUAGAUGAGGAGGUGGAAGAAGGUAGGCCCACCCCCGCCUCCCGCUGCCUGCUCAUAUCUGUCUGAAAUACAGUGAUGUAAUGCUCAGGGCCGUGUCUCUACCACAGCGAAGGCUGGGUGGGGGGACUGCAGAAUUCAGCUUCCUCAGAGUCUCAGCUUCCACUUUUCAGUUUUCAGACCUUCUGACUGAGAAGAGAAACUGGCGUGUGUGUGUGUGUGUGUGUGUGUGUGUGUGUGUAAUACCUGCUGCAAUCUCAGGAAACAGAUGGGUGGUUGCAGGGCUUUUUUUCGGGGGAAAGAGGUGGUGGAACUCAGUGGGUUGCCCUCGGAGAAAAUGGUCACAUGGCUGGUGGCCCUGCGCCCUGAU